CACAGUGUUCCCCAUUCCUACUGAUUUGUUUCUCUUAUUCUCUUCUGGUCCAAGUGAAGAUCCUGAAAUCUUUCAUUCUUUUCCAUUCCAGCCUUGUUCUAGAACACAGUAACCCAAUCCGUCUCCUGAAGGGAGUCCUAAUGCAAUGCAUCUCUGUGGUCAGUGUUCUGCGUUGUGCUCUCUUGGUCUCUCUGUUGAUUGUGGAAACCAUACCAGGGCAAGGGCAUGGAUUUCAGCAGCUGCUGGGUCUCAGUUCAGAUGUUGGCACUGCAACUUGGCAGCCCCAGAGACCUGCUCUGGGACCCCUCACUGUCUUAUCUCUAUGAUAGGACUCACCAUACUCCCACUCAGGGUUAGGGAAGCAUUAGACCGAGUGUAUACGACAGCUUGUUCAACACCAGGAAUAUGAUAAAUGUUCAACAGGAAGUUCAAAUGUACCUGAGGCACACUGCAGGGCCCCCUGUAUGUCCAAGGCUAGACUGGUAAUGGACAAAGGAACUGCGAGGCCUUAUUGCCACUCAACCUAGAAGAAGGCAUGGCAGACCUGGUUCCCCCUCCUUCUAGGGGCCAGACUUGAGGCCAAACUGGAAAGAAUGACAUUAAGCAUGCAGUACAUGGAAGGACCAACCACUUAGCAACCCACUUCUUGUCUACAAAUCCUUGUAGAAGGUGUGAGCGUGUCACCCUCCGUCUCUGGCUGCAUACACUCCUAUUGGCAAUCUGGCUGCUACCUUUGGUGUACCACUUCCCCCUGAAGUACAGCCCGCGUCUCCCCACCACCUCCCUCCUCUUCCUCCAUGAUGACAUCUUGCUGGUGAAGAAGUGUUUCACUCAGCUAGUUCCAGUUUCCUCACUGGCACCAUGACAUCAUCGCUACCAUGGAAAUUCCGCUCCGCCUCCUCCGCUAACACCUCUGUCCCAGACCUAUAAAGAGGGACUCCCAGACCAGGGGCAGCACGGAACACAGCUAGCUUCUGCAGCUUCUGCACCCGGCAUCCUUGAGAAAGCCUCACCUGCAGCCAGACCAUGAAGUUCAGCAUGAUCACCCUCUCUCUUCUCUUGCUGGUGGCUGCCAUCUGCCCUCCAGCUCUGUCGGCACCAAUGGGCUCAGACCCCCCGACUGCCUGCUGCUUCUCCUACACCCUGAAGCAGAUCCCUCGUCAAUAUGUGAUGGAUUACUUCGAGACAAGCAGCCUGUGCUCCCAGCCAGCUGUAGUGGGAAAGCAAGUCUGUGCCAACCCCAGUGAGUCCUGGGUCCAGGAAUAUGUGGAUCAGUUGGAGAUGAGUUAAACUUAGCCACCCUGGACAGGAAGUCUUCAGGGAAGCUUGCCUGAGCCUGGAUGCUUCUCUGUGAAACGCACCUGCUCCACAGGCAUGACGUCUCUCAAGAAUCCCCAACCCUCUUCUUAAUUUAAGCUGCAUUAUGCAUUGUACUAUUAUAUCUAUUAUUUAUGCCUGUUUUGUCCAAGGACAUAUGUCCCCUAUGGGGAUGGUCCACCACUAAACUUUCUCUGCUGUUGCGGAUCUGUGGAUAAGUAGAUUCUGUGUAUUCUCACAAUAAAACCUCAAACAAUA
Messenger RNA from Ochotona curzoniae (black-lipped pika), 1575 nucleotides. RefSeq names its product C-C motif chemokine 4-like. NCBI's taxonomy places the organism in Eukaryota, Metazoa, Chordata, Mammalia, Lagomorpha, Ochotonidae. Gene Ontology annotation, molecular function: CCR chemokine receptor binding; chemokine activity. The record is from RefSeq and is a predicted model, not a curated record. Gene Ontology annotation, cellular component: extracellular region. Gene Ontology annotation, biological process: immune response; cellular response to interleukin-1; lymphocyte chemotaxis. The transcript has 3 exons. The coding region runs from base 1027 to 1290 and encodes 87 amino acids.